Messenger RNA from Aspergillus steynii IBT 23096, 675 nucleotides. RefSeq lists its product as uncharacterized. Lineage: Eukaryota; Fungi; Ascomycota; Eurotiomycetes; Eurotiales; Aspergillaceae. The transcript has 4 exons. The record is from RefSeq and is a predicted model, not a curated record. Bases 1 to 675 code for a protein of 224 amino acids.
AUGCCUUCCCUCGCUCAGACUCUCCCCGUUCUCGCCGCCGUGGCGUUGAACUCCGCCAACGCUGCCAUGGGCCCUGCCUUCAGCACCGGUCCCGUCUCCGACAGCACCUUCAUCCGUGAGGCCACUUCCACCCUGGUCCUCCCCAAGGCCCCCAGCGGAAACUCUGGCGAUGCUUCCCUCUGGGUUGGCAUGGGUACCUCCAACGGUGACCUGGUCCAGUCCAUUGCCGACAACUGGCAAUCCGACAACUGGAGUGUUUACGCCUACACUCUCCUGAGCACUGGCGCCAACACCCAGAUGCCCGUCCAGGGAGAGUCCGCCACCGCCGGCGAGGGUGACAAGGUUACCAUGCACUACAAGUUCGACGACAACAGCGGCAACUACACCCAGACCGUCCAGGUCAACGGCAAGACCGUCUCGACUCUCUCCACCAGCGACGCGAAGGCUCAGGGCUGGGGUAGCUCCGUCGAGUGUGCUGAGGACAACUGCGGCACUGUUGGUGCUCACUCGUGGACCGACACUAAGAUCAUCCUCGACUCCGCCGACCCCGACUACAUCAACACCGUUGGCAAGGGCGACGGUGUCACCGGCGAGAUGUCGACCAGCGACAACGGCAAGACCUGGACUGUCACCACCAUCAAGAUCCCCGAGUUCACCUUCGGACAGUCUUCGUAA